Candidozyma haemuli is the source of this 2823-nucleotide messenger RNA. RefSeq names its product Epl1p (gene EPL1). The transcript has a single exon. Gene Ontology annotation, biological process: regulation of transcription by RNA polymerase II. Lineage: Eukaryota; Fungi; Ascomycota; Pichiomycetes; Serinales; Metschnikowiaceae. The record is from RefSeq and is a predicted model, not a curated record. The coding region runs from base 1 to 2823 and encodes 940 amino acids. Gene Ontology annotation, cellular component: piccolo histone acetyltransferase complex.
AUGGCUGUUUUACCACCCAAAGCCGCAGCCGCUUCCAAGAGCGGUUCCGGUGCCAGGUUUAGACAGCGGAAGAUCUCCGUCAAGGUCCCUCUACCUAUCUAUAACCAGAAGGAUCUUGUUGGAGGAGAUGCCGAGCUAGAACCAUCCCAACUACAUCACCUCAAUGCGGGUACAUCACAACAACCCCGUGACAUGCAUAGUAUCGAGACUGGUGUUGAUAAGAAUGAAGAAGACGAAGUUCAUCUUCAGCAAGUCAUCAAUGCUGCUCAACGUGUCUUGUUAGGGUCCAUUAAAGAAGAAAAAGAUAAGAAAGAUAGCUCAGUGUACAUCCCCACACCUGAUGCCUCGAAACUCUGGAAAGAAGCGUCUAAGUUCUACAAUGACAAUUCAUUUGUCGAGCCUGAGUCUUACAUUAAGUUCAGUGCUACUGUUGAAGAUACACUUGGUGUGGAAUACAACAUGGAUGAAGAGGAUGAAGAGUUCUUCAAGAAUACCCUCGUAAAGGAUUAUCCUAAGCCAGGUAAAAAGACUGAGAAGAAGAAGGACCCCAAUUCUGAUGAUACAAGACCUUGCUCUGAACUUGAGUUUGAAAUUGUCUUGGAUAAGUUUGAAAAGACCAUUGAGGAGAAACAACCGUUCCUCUCAAUGGACCCCUCGAACCUUCUUCCAUACUCCGAACUUUCUGCAUACAUCCUAGAGGAGUUUAAUUCAACUGGCAACAAGGACUAUCCAUAUCUGCAACCUGGCUCAAACUUGAACUAUAUGUCAACUUCCACCCUCAAAGAAAACCUUUCUAAAGAGCUUAACUAUGAUCCCUUCAUCACUUUGUUCGACAAGAAUCCCCGCGAUACUUCUAACACACUGAAGACGAGACCAAUUCCUGCUUUAAUGCAACUCUUUGGUCAGGCUAUUUAUGAUCACUGGAGUAAAAGGAAAAUGGAGCGCAAAGGAAAACAAAUCAGCCCUCAAUUGAAAUUUGAAGAUCCCAAUGCUAAUGAGAAGGAUAAUGAUAAUGAUCCAUAUAUCUGUUUCCGUCGUCGUGAGUUUCGUCAGGCACGUAAAACGAGACGAGCUGAUAAUUUGGGUGCGGAAAGAAUCAGACUCCUUCAAAAGUCUUUGCGUAAAGCGAGAGAUUUGGUUCUCAACGUUUGCAAGCGUGAACUUCUUAAGCUUGAUCUCUGGAAUUCUGAGUAUGAAGUGUUCAAGACCCGUUGCGAUACCAAGAGUGUGAAAAGAGCUGCUGGUGUCAGGGGUGAUGAUCACUUAUUCUACCCCCACAAGAGGCGGAAGCUCCCCAAGAUCGAGACAGAGGAGGAGGAAUCGGAGACUCCAGCUACCAAGGUUCGGAAAGAAAGAAAAAAGGCUGCAGAAAUGGAACCCUCUACUUCCUUGGCCACCAAGGACAAACAGGCCAAUGGCCAAGUUCAACCCGAAGCGUCUACCAACCAACCAUAUGUCAAGUUGCCACCUUCGAAGAUCCCAGAUUUGGACUUGGUUACUGUCAAUUUGGUGCUCAAGGAAAAGAACGAGACCAUCAAGCGUGCUGUGCUUGAGAAGUUACGCAAGAGAAAGGAGCAUGAUAGAGGCUAUGUUAACAUUACCUACGAUCCUUACCAGCCCUUCUUCAAUCUUACUACGAAUGACUUGAAUUCACAUCUUGAGUUGAGUCACAUUCCGUACUCUUCCAUCGCUGCUAGCAAUUACCAUCAAGUGAACACAACGAAUGUUAUCAGCGAUUCGUUGAAAAGAUUAUUGGAAGAUGCCAAGAAGCCUUUGCCUGGAAUGAAAACUUUCAGGGGAAGCAAUGGCGAGCUCGUUCCUUCAAAGCCGUUCCCGCAUUUGCAGAGUUUGCUUGAUGAUCACAUCAAUUCGAAGAAUAACUCUGAGGGUUAUGUGGCACAUCUACUCAACAGCAUCCAGAACAAUGAUUUCAGUUCCUACUCUGAGGGAUUCGGAAAGAAGGAUGUGGAAGAAGAAGAGGAUGCCAAAUGUUCUGGCCCCAUUUUCAGAAUGCGCAGACGUCAAGGCCGUGCUAAUCAGCAAUUUAUAGACAGAAGAGGCCUCAUGAGAAGACCGGAUGCUGAGAUUGAUAGCUGGCUUAACCAGUCCGAGCUGUCUAAUGAGUCUAGUGACGAAGAUGUGAUGGAUGUCGACGGCGGCGCAUCGCCAGAAACAGAGGCUUCUCCCGUCUUGAAUGCUUACGAUUGCAAGUCUGACGCGGUUAAACGUUUGGACUCCCGCUGGCAGUUUGACAAUGACUACACCGAGAGCGAUAAGGGGAUCAGAAGUCCUUUCAGCUUGGAUCCAUCGAGACUCAAUUGCAUUAGCGACGAGACUCAAUCGAUCAGGUUUGGAUCGAUGUUGCUUUCAAAGUCUUACGAUUUGUUAAGAGAAAGUGCCCACCAGAGACAAGUUAUGAUUCAACAAGCACGGAUCAGAGCAUUGCAGCAACAUCAACUCAAUAAUAGAAAUCAACUGCAAGGUCUGCAUCAGCUGUCUCCCGAGGCACAAGCUCAAGACUCCAACAAGGCUGGUGCUGGUCAAGGCGCUAGUAACGUCUACAGGAAAAAUGGACUUGGAGGCACCAUGGGAACUGCAGUUGCAAAGACUCCACAACAGCUUCACGCACUCCAACAGUUCCGGAAACAACAAAAUCAACAGCAGCUUAGCCAAGCAUACCUUGCCCAAAAGAGAAACACCGGGGGCAGUAUGUCACCUGGACCAUAUAAUGGCGGCAGCAGCAGCAGCGGCAGCAGCGCUACAACACUGUACAAUAAUAACGCAAAGUACCCAGCGGCAACCAUGCAAGGUGGACGCCGCUGA